UCAGUGAAGACCAGGGGCGGACUGACAACUCAUGGGGCCCCUGGGCAAUAAGGGAUCAUGGGGCCCCUGUGUCCUUGCCCAAACUCAAAAAAAGCCUAUGAAAAAGGUACCAGGGGCAUCUCAUGGGGCCCCCUACUGACCCUGGGCCCUCGGGCAGUGCCCAAGUUUUCCAAAUGGUCAGUCUGCCCCUGGCAGACACACAUUGGCAGUGUGCAGGAGAGUGAUCAUGGGUGCAAUGCUCUGCAGGCUCCUAAUUUAAAAAACAAUUAUAAAUGCACAUAUUUUUAUUUGCAAAAUUAUGCUAAUUUAUUUUUU
Messenger RNA from Staurois parvus, 315 nucleotides. NCBI's taxonomy places the organism in Eukaryota, Metazoa, Chordata, Amphibia, Anura, Ranidae. The record is from the annotation of a GenBank genome assembly.